AUGAUUAAUUGCAAACCCGCGGCCACGCCAGUCGACACGAAGUCCAAGCUCUCCGCCACAGACGGUUCCUUGGCCACGGACGCGUCCUCUUACCGCUCCAUCGUCGGUGCCCUGCAGUACCUCACCUUGACCCGCCCCGAGCUGCAGUAUGUUGUUCAGCAGGUGUGCCUUCACAUGCACGCUCCGCGAGAUCCUCAUUGGGCUGCGGUCAAGCGGAUUCUCCGCUACAUUCGUGGUACCAUGGACUUCGGUCUCUCGCUCCACGCCUCCACCGCCACGGACAUCGUCGCCUACUCGGACGCCGAUUGGGCCGGCUGCCCCGACACGCGUCGCUCCACGUCUGGCUACUGCGUCUACUUCGGCCCUUCGCUCAUCUCCUGGUCGUCUAAGCGACAGCCCACGGUAUCUCGCUCCAGCGCCGAAGCAGAGUACCGGGCUGUUGCUAACGCGGUUGCCAAGGUCUCCUGGCUGCGGCAACUCCUCGUUGAGCUCUCAUGUCCUAUCGCCAAAGCCACCGUGGUCUACUGA
Lolium perenne is the source of this 528-nucleotide messenger RNA. RefSeq lists its product as uncharacterized. The record is from RefSeq and is a predicted model, not a curated record. NCBI's taxonomy places the organism in Eukaryota, Viridiplantae, Streptophyta, Magnoliopsida, Poales, Poaceae.